Molecule: messenger RNA, 762 nt
Organism: Exserohilum turcica Et28A
Lineage: Eukaryota; Fungi; Ascomycota; Dothideomycetes; Pleosporales; Pleosporaceae
Exons: 2
Coding region: 1-762 (253 amino acids)
Source: RefSeq, a predicted model, not a curated record
AUGUCAACGCGCCCGUAUCGACUCUACCCCGCGUACUGCUUCCGCGCAUCGCCAACAUUCAACACAUGGGUGAAGCUCACGGCUGCCGGCGUGCAGGCUCUCCGCUCCGAGAAGGACUUUGAAGGACAGCGCAUCUACUUCCAUCUCAACCACCCCAUCCGCUACGUUCGCCUGGUCGGCGCCGUGGUAGCCAUCGACGACAUCAACCUGCGGUACACGGUCCUGACGCUCGAUGACGGCAGCGGGGCGACCAUCGAGCUGAAGAUUGUGCGAACCAUUCCCGCCGACAAGAAUCCUGUUGAUACCUCGUCCAAAACCGAAGUCGACAAUGUCGACAUCAUCAGCCGGCUUGGCGUCUUCGAGGUGACGGUCGACAGCCAGCCGCUCGACAUUGGGUCCGUCAUCAAGGCCAAAGCCACGAUAUCCGAGUUCAGAGGCGUAAAACAGCUGGAAAUGAAGCGCGUCUCGAUUGUUACGACAACGGAUGAAGAAGCACGCGCCUGGGCUGAGACGGCUGCGUUCAAGCAGAAAGUGCUCUCGAAACCAUGGCAUAUUUCUUCGAGCGAGCACAGGAAGAUCAAGCACAGCAUCAAGGCGGAGAAGAAGCAGCUGCGCGAGUACGAGCGACGCAAGGCUGAAUACGAAGUCAAGAAAGAGGAGCAUCGACUGGCGAGGGAGACAUACAAUCAAGAAAGAGAAAAGAAACUCGAGGCUAGACGCCGCAAAGAGGAGGUCAUUAUGAAUGCUGGUGCUUUGAUGUGA